Messenger RNA from Anastrepha obliqua, 1807 nucleotides. RefSeq names its product probable cytochrome P450 310a1 (gene Cyp310a1). The record is from RefSeq and is a predicted model, not a curated record. The transcript has 6 exons. Bases 203 to 1681 code for a protein of 492 amino acids. NCBI's taxonomy places the organism in Eukaryota, Metazoa, Arthropoda, Insecta, Diptera, Tephritidae. Gene Ontology annotation, molecular function: heme binding; monooxygenase activity; oxidoreductase activity, acting on paired donors, with incorporation or reduction of molecular oxygen.
UUGUUCAGUGAACACCGCACUUCCAUCUUGUCAGCGACGAUCGCUCAAUCGCGCGCGCGCGCUUAAACCAAAUCGCAGUAGCCAUCAACGCAUAAACUUCGACUUCGAACCGGCAAAGUCAUCAUUUCAUCUACAUUUAUGCGACCAAAGGCAGAACAGCAGCGGACACAGCUUCCAGUUUUGCCAACUCGAGUACACGAAAAUGUGGCUUCUCAUACCGAUCCUCGUCUAUUCGGUCAUCUUUCUCUACAUACGUCACGUCUAUACGUAUUGGAAACGUAAAGGCUUCCCAACCGAGCUUACCGGUUUGCGUUGGCAAUUUUUGAAACAGGUUUUUCGACGCGAAUUUGAUUAUGUGAACGCCAUCGACGAAGCAUACAAGGCAGGCGGCGAACGUCCUGUAUAUGGCGUGUACUUUUUCUUUCGGCCAACGCUGCUGGUGCGCGAUGUGGCUUUGGCGCGCACCAUCCUCGAGAGUCCGCAUGGGCAUUUCGAUGACAAACGCUGGCAUUAUAUGCAGGGUUAUCGUAAAAUUAAUUUACUAGAGAAGUUGGCAUCGAUUUUCAGUGCGACACGUGUAGAGGGAAUGUUUCGCAAUGUGGAAAAAGUGACCGAUCAUAUGAUGAAGCACUUGGAUGCGAUUACGGUGGGAAGUGAAUAUGUGGAUAUGCAAAUCGUUUUGAGAACCUACGUCAUCAACGUCUUCGCCAAUCUGCUGUACGGUCUAGACAGCAAUAUAUUCGAGCAACACGAUAGUGUUUUCAAAAAUUACAUACACAACACGCUACGAAAUCGCGGCAUCAAUUCCUACACACUAAAUCACUUGCCGAAAAAGUCAUCGCUCACCUAUCGGUUGCGUGACAUUAUCAAGGACAGCGUGGAACGACGUGAGGAUGGCGGCAUCAUACGCAAGGAUAUUAUGCAGCUAUUGGUAAAAUUCAGAAAUGGCAAUGACUUGACAAAUAAUAGCAAAUUAAAUUGGCAUGUGGAAAAUGUAUUUGAACGUGAAAAGCUGCUCUCCAUUAAGAAACUCUCCAAAGUCACUGAACGUUUCCUCAAUAUCGGCUUCGAAUCCACCGCCUCAGCGGCCACUUUAGCGCUUUACGAAAUUCUGCAAUCAGCGAGCAUUUAUAGAAAAGUAAGUGAAGAAAUACGCAACAUGGCUGCAGCAACAAAGAAUGCAGAUAAUACAGAUAAUAAAUUGACCUAUGCGGAUAUUGAUAGCCUCCAGUAUUUGGGCGCUUGCAUAAAAGAAACUGUGCGCAAAUACCCGAGUGUGCCGUACAUCGAGCGCGUUUGCCGUAAAAAUUUCCCAAUACCCAACAGUCGUGCUGUUAUCAGCGAGGGACGCACAAUAAUGGUGCCGGUAAUGGCAAUGCAACGUGACGAGCGAAAUUUCAAAGAUCCCGACUACUUUAGACCGGAGCGAUUUUACAAUGUGACGAGCGGCCCAGAGGUGGAGAAUUUCAUGGGCUAUGGCUUGGGCGCAGGUGUGUGUGUGGCUCGCAAUUUCGCCACUUUGGUUAUCAAGCUGGCACUCGCUAAACUACUCAACAACUACGACAUGGAAUAUUCAGUGAAUAAGGACGAACAAAUUCUCUACAACCCAGUGGCGUUUAUCAAAAGCAAGGAUGGCUUUAAAAUUAGACUGAAGAAAUAUAAAACCAGCGCACAUUUGUAAAAUUUGGCCUCUUUUAAUUAUAGAAUUGCUCCCUUACAUGUUUAUUUACUUUUUUAUAAUUAUAAGAAUGUAUGUAUGUUUAUAUGUAUACGAAAGAAUUUAUUAAAUGGAAUUUCGUUGUUUCCA